GGAAGCUCUAGGGUUGUGAGAAAGCUCUGGAGGUGGUGUUCGUCGGCGGCGAGGAGGAGGAGUUGAUCCCACUGAUUGACGGGAGAUGUCUCACCGGAAGUUUGAGCACCCCCGGCAUGGGUCCCUUGGGUUCCUCCCAAGGAAAAGGGCUUCUCGUCACCGUGGCAAAGUGAAGGCCUUCCCUAAGGAUGACCCAACAAAGCCUUGCAAGCUUACUGCUUUCCUUGGUUACAAGGCUGGAAUGACUCACAUUGUACGUGAAGUUGAUAAACCAGGAUCAAAACUGCACAAAAAGGAAACUUGUGAGGCUGUAACCAUUAUUGAGACUCCGCCAAUGGUUGUUGUUGGUGUUGUGGGCUAUGUGAAGACACCACGUGGCCUCCGAAGUCUUAAUACUGUAUGGGCUCAGCAUCUCAGUGAAGAAGUGCGGAGGAGGUUCUAUAAGAACUGGUACAGAUCCAAGAGGUCAGCAUUCAAAAAUUACUCCAAGAAAUAUGACAGUGAGGAAGGGAAGAAGGAGAUUCAGGCUCAGCUGGAGAAGAUGAAGAAAUAUGCUACUGUUGUUCGUGUCCUAGCUCACACUCAGAUAAAGAAGAUGAAAGGUCUGAAGCAGAAGAAGGCACACCUAAUGGAGAUCCAAGUGAAUGGAGGGACUGUGGCACAGAAGGUUGACUAUGCUUAUAGUUUCUUUGAGAAGCAAAUCCCGGUGGAUGCUGUUUUCCAGAAAGACGAAAUGAUUGAUAUCAUUGGUGUUACCAAGGGUAAGGGUUAUGAAGGUGUGGUCACCCGUUGGGGUGUUACUCGUCUUCCCCGAAAAACUCACAGGGGUCUGCGGAAGGUAGCUUGUAUUGGUGCAUGGCAUCCUGCCCGGGUGUCCUUCACUGUUGCCCGUGCUGGGCAGAAUGGCUAUCAUCAUCGCACAGAGAUGAACAAGAAGGUAUACAAGCUCGGAAAAUCUGGAGACGAGUCUCAUAAGGCCAUCACUGAUUUCGACAGGACGGAGAAAGAUAUAACCCCAAUGGGCGGAUUCCCUCACUACGGACAGGUGAAAGAUGAUUAUAUCUUGAUCAAGGGGUGCUGUGUUGGCCCUAAGAAGAGGGUAGUGACACUCCGACAAUCUCUGUUGAAGCAAACUUCGCGUGUGGCUCUCGAGGAGAUCAAGCUGAAAUUUAUUGAUACAUCAUCUAAGUUCGGGCAUGGUCGCUUCCAAACCACUCAGGAGAAGCAGAAGUUCUAUGGAAGGCUUAAGGCCUGAGUCAUUCAUAACUCAGUACUCAGUAGUAUUGCAUUGCUUAUUGACUUUCAAUAAUAUAGUUGUUGAGAUGCAAUUUUGUUUGGUUUGUUUCUGCAGUUUAAAGGCUUGAGUCAUAUGUCAAGAGUAGCUAUAUGAGCAGAGAACUUUAUUUAAUAUUUCGGGAGAAUUUAAAAAGGUUUAGUUACUCUCAA
Messenger RNA from Dioscorea cayenensis subsp. rotundata (Guinea yam), 1446 nucleotides. Its product is annotated as 60S ribosomal protein L3. Lineage: Eukaryota; Viridiplantae; Streptophyta; Magnoliopsida; Dioscoreales; Dioscoreaceae. Gene Ontology annotation, cellular component: ribosome; cytosolic large ribosomal subunit. Gene Ontology annotation, biological process: translation; ribosomal large subunit assembly. The transcript is spliced from 6 exons. Gene Ontology annotation, molecular function: RNA binding; structural constituent of ribosome. The record is from RefSeq and is a predicted model, not a curated record. The coding region runs from base 86 to 1255 and encodes 389 amino acids.